This is a messenger RNA of Apaloderma vittatum (bar-tailed trogon), 10868 nucleotides long. Its product is annotated as versican core protein-like. Gene Ontology annotation, biological process: cell adhesion. Lineage: Eukaryota; Metazoa; Chordata; Aves; Trogoniformes; Trogonidae. Gene Ontology annotation, molecular function: hyaluronic acid binding; signaling receptor activity; calcium ion binding. The record is from RefSeq and is a predicted model, not a curated record. The transcript is spliced from 10 exons. The annotation marks the transcript as partial.
CUUUUGUUAUCUCUGUUCUCUUCCUCUAGAUGAAGUGGUUCACGUCUCAGUCCCUGAGAAGCUCACCUUCGAGGAAGCUAAAGAGAUGUGUCGGAAAAGAGAUGGCGUUCUUGCUUCUGUUGGGAACCUGUAUGUGGCCUGGAGGAAUGGCUUUGACCAGUGUGACUAUGGCUGGCUGGCAGAUGGCAGCGUUCGUUACCCAGCCUCGGUGGCAAGGCCCCAGUGUGGCGGAGGUUUACUUGGGGUGAGAACCCUGUAUCGCUAUGAGAACCAAACAGGCUUUCCUUACCCAGAUAGCAAGUUUGAUGCCUACUGCUAUGAACGUAAAAAAGUGAUAACAGAGCCUACAACUGUUAAGCUGAUUACAUCUCUGAGAACUGACAGUGUGAAAUCGUCAUCUGCUAAAGUUACUCUUAAACCUCCUGGUUUUGAGACUUUGAUUACUGAAGUGCCUGUCACCAAAACAGAGGUCCCUGCAGUGGAGGAAACAACCCUAGAGACUGAAGAAGAUACAGAAAUGACUACUGAUGUGGCUGAGGAGAAGAGGGAAAUGGAGGUGCUUAUGGAGAACAUUAAGUUAACCACCCUUCUACCUCAGACUGUCACAGAUGGCGAAUUGAGUACUUACGAUACACUGGGAAGGACUGAAUAUGAUGUUUCACCUAGGUUAACAGAGAGCACAUCUGCAGCUUUGGAGCUGGAGCCCACUUACUCUGAAGCAGAAUUGCCUGAGGAACAAGGUAGGUCUGAAAGCAUUGAGGACGCUUUCUUGACCUCUGUAAUUUUUCAGGAUAGCACAGCUGUAGCUAAGAGUUCCACUGGUUCAUGGGAAGAUGCUGAAGCAGGAGAUACACAAAAACAUGAUGCUGAUAAUCAGACUGAACAAAUAGAAGUGGGUCCUGUGAUGACAGCUACAGAUAGCUUGUCACCAACUUCUCGGAAAGAGUUUCCCAGAACAGGGACUUCAGUUUCCUUGACAAAAGAGAACAUAUAUCUUGGUGCUCACUCAACAAAAGAACCCACAAAAAAGUCAAUGGAGGCGAAAUCUGACAAGAAACUUACAACUGUUGUAAUCCCUAAGGCUUUGCUCACUGAUCAGUAUGAUCUUUCUACAGAGGGGGAGGGCAGAGAGAGCAUGUACACCCUUAUGCCUGGUAGAUUGUCUAGCAUGGCUACUGGUAGCGUCUCAGAAUCAGAUGUUCUUGCUGCAUCAGAGACACUCCUGGAUGAGCACGCGGUAACCACUGGACAGGUUUCUACAGCAUAUGAGUCAACUCCAUUCAUUAAAUUUAGUUCUGCUAUGAUACUUGAUAAUGAGGCAUCAGCUGAAGGAAGCAGAGAGGACCUGAGAGAUGUGCAGCCAACCAUGUCAUCUGGAAUGCCUGUAUCCUUUUCUGCGUCAGCUGUUAAUCAAACAGGAUCUGAGGCCAUUGUUCUCUCAGGAAGUACUGAAGAAACAAAGGAGCAAGAAAUGACUACAAAGGAUCCUAAGAUCUCACAUGCCACAGCUGUCCUUCCUACUUAUGUUACAGCAGAACCCGAGGAGCAUUCUACAAGUGAGAAGCUGACGCAGGCUCCUUCAGCUUCUGGCACAUGGCUGCUGACAGAUAAAGAUCAGGGUUAUAUGAUAGAAAAGUCAUCUCAUACUGAGACAAUACAUGAGUUAGAUACAGAAGAUAGUAUCUCUGGAUUGGAGCUUACAUCAUCUCCAGGGCAAGUUACAGAAUAUACAAAGCAUCCAGGAGCUCCCAUUUCAGCAGUUACAGAUGAAACCGAGACAAGCAUGGAGCCAGCGGAAAGAAAAAGUGAUGAAGAAGCUGUAUCAGCUGUUUUUGAUCAGAGUAAAGAUACUGUAGGUGUGUCCCACACAAGCAGCUCUUUGGAUAUGGAAAUGAUCACAGUAUCCAAAAUAUCAGUGGAUGAAAGCAGCGCAACAAUAAAAUCUUUUAGCUCCUCAAGUGUUACUGUAUUACCCACUUCUAUGCCCACAGUCAUGGAGGUAACUGAGUACGAAGGAGAUGAAACAUCAGGGUAUGUUUUGAAAACGUCCGUUUCUACCCCAGAAGCUGAGCAAAGAGAGGUUACUGAGACAUCGGUAGCAGCACCUGCUGAAGACGUUUCUGCUGAAAUGGAGGUCUCAAAAUACAUAGUGACAGAGGAAGGCCAAAUAAGCAUUGUGAAAUCAGCUGAGAAGGAGUCAGUGGCAACACUUCAAGACAGAAAAGGAACACCAUCAGCUGGCUUUGAAGGGACAAAGGAAUCUCUUCUAUUUACAGAUGUGACAAAGGUAGAUACUACAGUUCCACAGGAAGAACCUGUUCCUUCCCUAGUUCCAGUUACUGUAGAGAGUGAAGUCACUAGAGCUAUGCCAGUUACUGAUCAGACUCCUUUUGAUGGUAUCUUUCAUACAGAAGCAACAGAAACAACUGCAAAAGAUAGUGAGCUGUUCCCAGAGGAGCCCUCCACAAAGGACCAAGAUAAGGAGUCAGACACUGCCACAGAGUCUACCUUAUCUGUGACAUCUGUUCAAACACACAAGCAAAAGAUGGCACCAGUAUCUGGAUUGUCUCAAACAGCUAUUCAGGAAAAGCAGGAUGAGACAGGUUCAGCUUACGAUGAGACAUAUCCAGCAACAGAAGUAUCAGUGCCUGCAGUGAAGCUCACUGACUAUGGAAGAGAUUUGGGACACGAAACUAGCACCAGGACCAUGCCUCUCACAGUGACUCCGAAAACUGAAACUGCUGCUGAUCAAGAAGAGAAGGUUACUGAAGUGAUGUCUGUAACAGUGGGUACCCAAGGAAGAACAUAUGAAAGCAGAGGAACCCCUACCAGGGAAGACAGUGAUGUAGUGAGCUGGGAAUCUAUGUUGCCCUCCCAUAGGAUGCCAGCAGGUCAUUCUACUGUGGAAAGCAUUACUCAUCCGACUUUGGGAGCUUCUCCAAGCCAAACUCUGGAAGGUUCGGGAGUGUCAGAAGAACCUGAAGAAAUCAAAACAGCUAUAUUUUCAUCUAAUGCAACGGAUAAGACAACAAUUCUCAGUGAUGUAACACCCCCUUCCAUUAGUGCUGUAGACAAAACUCAGCCUACAUCAGCAUCCAAACCUUACAUUACUCAAAAAUCACCACGUAUCAUUCCUGAGGAAGAAGAGGAGGUAAAAAGCAACGACAUCAUCGUAAUUGAUGAAUCUAUUUCUCCCGGUAAAACCACUGCUGACGAUGAUCUGACAGGAAAGACGAUAGAGUCAGAAAUUGAUAAAGAAUAUUUCACAGCAUCAACUGCUACUGCAGUUGCACGACCUACUGCACCACCCAAAGUGAAGGAGGCCACAGAGGCUUUACAACCUCAGGAGGUGUCUCCUUCUACUUCACACCCUGAUAGUGAAAAAGACAUAAGAUUGUAUGUUAUUCAAAUCGCAGGCAAUGAUACAGAUCAUCCGGUGAAUGAAUUUUUGGAUCUGUUCAGUCGCCACAUGCUUCCUCAUUCAAUAGAUGAACCCCACAUUGAUGCAGAAUCAGCUCAGACUGAACCCUGUACUUCAGACUCUGUGCAGGAUUCAUCUGAAUAUAUAAUAUUGGAUCCUUUCUUUCCAAACUUUAUAGAAUUUGAAGAAGAGGAAGACUGUGAAAAUACUACUGACGUUACUACUCCUCCAGCUUUGCAGUUCAUCAAUGGAAAGCAACAAGUUACUAGUGCACCUAAGAACACAAAAGCUGAGGAAGCAAGAAGUGACCAAAUUGAAAGUGUUGCACAUUCCAAAAAUGUAACCUUUUCUCAAAUCAAUGAAACAAACACAUUUAUAAUACCUGAAGCUGAAGCUUCUGGGACUAGGCAACCAAGCAAAGCUGGAGAAGUAAUAGGGGCGUUUCAAGUUACACAGCCAACAGCAGAUGUUGCAAUGUUAGAACCUGUUUAUAGUGGUGAGUCAGAAGUUGUGACAACAGAAAAAUCAAUAGCCAUUACUUCCUCACAGGAGCAGUCACUGCAAGAAAAUAAAGAGACCUUAACAUGGCAUGGAACAGAGGAGAGCUCUACUAAAGAUACAAGAAACUUGAUUGUGAUUACUAGUGAAUCCUCUGGAGAUCACUCUACCGAAUCAGAUUUAUCUAGUUCUGUCUUCUCAGAAAUUGUAACGAUGUCAAGAAAGGAAGAAGACGAAAAAAAUUCUGGUGUAACUUCUGCUCCUGAUGCAUCUACUGUGGAAAGUUCUGCUGUAACUGCUUCUAUGGGCGCAGUUUUUAAUACUGCUAUGGUACGAAUAGGUGUGAGAGACCCUAUUCCAGAAGAGACAACCCUUACUCCAGAAGAUCAUUAUAAAUCAACUGUUAAACUCAAUGCAAAUUCCCCUGUUGAAAAUCUUGUGCAUACAAGAAGUCAUACAGGAAAGCCUGAGAUGAGUGCUUCUUCCUUUAUAGUUCUAGAAGGCUCUGGUGAUGUAGAAGAGGGCAUGAGUAUAACUUCAGCCAUGACAAUGGAAACAGCAGUAACAGGAACAUUUUCAGUGCAAGAUACCUCUUUGGGCUCUGACACUGUACUGCCAACAGAGAUUUCUGUAACCAUUUCAGGAAUCACCUCUGCUUUUGAUCAAAGUUCAGAAGUAACUGUUGCCACAAAUUCUGUGUCUGAGUUUACUACAGAAAAGGUAGUUGCCAGCUCUCUUGUAACUGGAAAGGAUAACGAAGAUGAAAAAGAAAUACAGACCACCAUUUACACAAGCCAGGAAAAUUCAGCUACUGCUGCAGUGGAAAAUUCAGAGUUGAAUAAACUUGGGAACACUAUUAGUAAAGUCAGAACUGUAAGUCAAGAGCCAACCCCACUCAGAAAAAUAGUACCAGUAACAGGUACUGUAAAUACUGAAAUCAAGGAGGUCACUACCAUUCCUCUCAUAAGAGAGAAGAAGCUUUUCAUAAAUGAAGGGUCAGCAGAAGAGCCAGCAGACAUAUUUUCAGGGGGUCCCACAAAAAAAGUGGUAAGUACUGACUCCCUGUUUAUUGAUCCAGGUUCUGGAGACAUAGAUGUUGUCAUUGAGCCUGCUACUUUGACUUCAGUUACAUUAAAGACUAUCACUGAAACACAAACAGAAAGGGAUGAAGGAAAAGUUUCCAGCAUAGAUGGUGCUUCACUGAAGAAUGCAACAGAAGAAUAUGAAGAACAUGCAAGAACAUAUGAAUCAGCAGUAUCAGUUUCAAGUACUGAGUCAGGUGGUUUGACAAAGGAUUCUGCAGCAGCAACUGAGAUAUUCUUGUUUAGUACAGGAAAGCCAGCAGAACAAAAUCAGGAAACAAAACCAACUUACACAGCUCUUUCUGAAGUAAAAUCUAGAACUGAUUCUAGGAAAGAGGCAGUAUCUCACAUUGCCCCAGAAGUUAAAACUGAAGAUUUAGAAACAGGUGAAUUCACAUCAUCUCCAGAAUCAGUGUUAAGUAACAGCCCUCAUGACACCAUGGUGACUUAUGGUACUGGCAAUAUAAAAGCAGGAGCUCAAUCUACAGAAAGCAAAAAUGCAAAAAUUAGUUCUGCAACUGCUUCAUUAGGCAAGAUUCUGCUGAUUGAGCAUGGCUCUGGAGAAGAAUUCAAAGGUGAUGGCAGCACCACAAAACUAAUGUCUAAUGGACCUACUGAGGAAAUACUUGAAAGGCAUUUAUCAUUUAUUGAUCAGGGGUCUGGAGAAGCUAACACUUUCAUUGAAUCGUUUGCAAAAACAGCAGUUUCUUUCACUAGGAGACCAGAAACACUAGAGAAGUAUGACAAAAAUUUUGUCAGCACACCACCUAUGGACCAUGUUUUCACUACUGAACCUGAUGAGUUAGUAACAAGUACUGAACAUGAAGUAAACACAAUAGGAAGUGUAACUGACACAAGAAUGGAAGAGAAAACAACUGAUGAACUGACAGUGAGAUAUUUUUCCACAAAGUUUCCUUUAGUGGAAGAUAUACAUUCUGGGGAAGACAGACCAAGGGAAAUUUCACCAAAAGCUAUAGAAUCUUCUGAAGAAACAACAACAGACCCAUUCUUUAAAAGUACACAGGCUAACCAUGAACAGCUGGGAUUUUUAAAUGUUCCAACUGUCAGUCCAUAUUCAGAAGAAAAGGAAUUAGAAACUCAAUCUAUUAAAAAAAUACUUUUGCCAUUUAAUGAUGACAGAGUAACUGAGCCUUCAAAGAUUGAAAGGAAAUACGUAAGCUCUCCAGUUAUGGAUACAGAGCAAGAGGAGGAGUUCAUACAAAAUAUUUUCCCUACUAAAGAUAUUCCCAGAUCACUUCUGACACGUAAAGAGGAAAAGCUAACAAAUUAUGAACUUAUUGGUGAUCCAUUGUUUUCAGGACAAGGAUCUGGAGAUGACCUUGCUGUUACACCUUCUGUAAUGCCAUUGACUGUCAAAGAAAUCGUGAGUACUUCAAGUCCUCAUUCUUCUCAUUCUGCAAAUAUGGGAUCCAAACUUCCAACCAACAAGACACAAGACUUUGAAAGAGAAAGCACUGUAUCAAAUGCUGAGAUUAGUGAAGUUACAAGUGCUGUAACUGAGGUUCUGUCAGAAAAAGCAGACCAGCCCCUCAGUUCAGUGAUCACCAGUUCCCCAGCUUUAGCAGAAGAGAGUUCCAAGAGCUUCAGCUCUAAAGAGAUUGAAGAGAUGACACAUUACUUUGUUGAGGUUGAAGAACCUCACAGUAAUGAAAGUAAAUAUAGGAGAGGAGAAAAUGAAACAGAUAGGACAACAGCUAUGUCUAAAGCUAUUUCUCAAGAGGAAACUUCACAUUUGCUGAUUAAAGAUGGUAUUACUCCCAUUUCUGUAAUACUGAGUGGAACUCAUAAUCUGGAAACAGAAGAAUCACUUGUAACAACAACAAAAAUACCAGGCAGAGUAUUACCUGAAAGCUCUGGAGAAGGAUCUGGCUGGGUUGGUGUUUUGGAUUCAUCUUCUCCUAAAAUUUUUACUCAUUUGUCAAUCCCUCAUGUGUCAAAAGUAGAACUAAAUGCUUCAUCUGAUAUUCCCAGGGAAGUAUAUUCUGAAGUUAUGACAACAGAGGCACCGAUGGAUGGAUCACAGACUGUGAUCAGAGGUCUAGAUUCACUUUUCACAGAAGAAAAAGAGAUCGUGGCAAAUCCAUCUCCUGUUCAACCAAAGACAACUACAUCAGAAGAACUAAUAAGUGAUACUGGGAUAUAUGAGAAAAUUAUUCCCAUGAUAGAUGAUAAAAGAAGUGUUACAUUGAACAUUUCUGUUCAUGGUGAUAUUACACUAAUUGAAGAACGACUUCAAAUCCCAUCACAAGAAAAAACUAUUAUUGACAUGGAUCACUCAAAAUCAGUGCCUGAAGAUAUAAUAAGUGUGCAGACAAUGACAAAUCCUGUCAUGGAAUCAACAUAUGGCAGUGAUGAUGGCAUGACAGCUGAAGGGGAGAAAUACAAUUCCACACCUGAUUUUUCCAUAACCAAAGGGAAGACGUUUGGAUCUGGUGAUACUCUUUCUUUGACUGCUUCUAGUCAGCCAAGCAGUGAAUCAGUAACAGCUGGGCACAGACCAAAAUCAGAUGACAAAGAUUUGGUUUCAGGGAAUGCAGUGAAAUUUGCAACAGAAACUCUCCUCGCUACUGAGCAAUCUGAACUGGAUGUUUUCCUCCCUACAGUACCAUCACUGGCAAGGCCUCAUGUGCCUCAUGAGUCUGAACAUGUUGUAAUAAGUACAACUGAAGACAACUACAAGCUGAAUACAUCAAACAACAAAGUAAUAGCAGAUCAAAGUGAAACAAGCUCUGUCUCUGACUUUUCUGGAAUGGGCCAAGAAGAACUAUAUGAUAGGCAGCCUAUAGUUCUAGCUACUGAGACAGAAAAAGUUUUGACAACCGACAUGCUUGAUCUAAGUCUUGCCACCACACAGCAUACAUCCCAACUGACAACUGUAUCUUCUAGCAAGAAUGAAGUAAAAGGUCCUACAGUAUACACAAACACAAAAUCGGCAUCAGCAGAGUAUGAAGAAACCGACUCAGUGAAUUUUUAUUCUGUACCUCUAACUCCUACAUCCUCAGUAACUGUUCAGUUAGUUAAUGGAGUAUCUGAGUAUCCUGAGGUAAUCAUUCCAAGUACAUCAUCAUCAAGGGAUUCAGAUCAGUCCCAUCAUUCAUCAGAAGGAACCUUCAAAGAGGUUAGUUCAGAUAUUGCGGCAACAUAUAAGCCACCGACUACAGACCUUCUUGACAGAACAGAGUCUUCUCUGCUGGAGCUUUCUCCCAGACCUAUUUCAGAAAGCACAACUACUGAAAGUAUUCCUCACUUUAAUAAACAUGUAACAGCCAGGACAGAGGAGACAGAAACCUCUGUAACUGAUUUCGCUCUUCAGGAGGAAGCUACUAUUUCUGGAGAUUCUCCAUCAAUACUUGUCAUGCCUACUGCUUUUCUGAAUUUUGGAGAAAGAGUGAGCACAGAUGUUCCAGAAGUUAGCACAAUAAAAGUUGAAGCUACUUCAGGGAGAGUGAACAACCCCCAUCAAGAAAAUGACAGGAGUACUGAGAGAGAGAUCCCAUGGCUUUUUUCCACACCUGUUUCAGAUUCACCCUAUAGUAUUGAAAGUGAAGUAUUUAAACCUGACCAGGAAGCAGUUACAAUGGUAACUUCAUCUUCACAACCUUUGGAUAGAAGUACGGAAACACAGUCAGCUUUGUUUGGUCGAGGGGAGAUCACGACAAUUUCUUCUAACAUUGCAACAAACAGCACCGCCCCUGGAAACGGUCCAUAUCAAAAUGAGCAGUCAACCAUAAACUCUGAGGAGCCAAAUACUAUUGAACUUGUAACUUCACCAUUUUCCCUUCUGGAAGUCACUAAUGGAUCAGAGUUCCUGACUGGCACCAGUGUGGGUUCAGUUGAAGGCACAGCAGUGCAAAUUCCAGGCCAAGAUCCAUGCAAAAGCAAUCCCUGCCUUAAUGGUGGUACCUGUUAUCCACGUGGUUCAUUUUACAUCUGUACGUGUUUGCCAGGUUUCAACGGCGAGCAGUGUGAAUUAGAUAUCGAUGAAUGCCAGUCUAACCCAUGUCGGAAUGGAGCCACGUGUAUAGAUGGCCUCAAUACUUUUACUUGCUUGUGUUUGCCAAGCUAUGUAGGUGCUCUCUGUGAACAAGACACGGAGACCUGUGAUUAUGGCUGGCACAAGUUCCAAGGACAGUGCUACAAAUACUUCGCUCAUCGGCGUACAUGGGACACGGCUGAAAGGGAAUGCCGUCUCCAGGGAGCACACUUGACAAGCAUCUUGUCUGAUGAGGAGCAGAUCUUUGUGAACCGUAUUGGGCAUGACUACCAGUGGAUUGGCCUCAAUGACAAGAUGUUUGAGCGUGACUUCCGCUGGACUGAUGGUAGCCCACUGCAAUAUGAGAACUGGCGACCAAACCAGCCAGACAGUUUCUUUUCUGCUGGAGAAGACUGUGUUGUUAUAAUAUGGCAUGAGAAUGGGCAGUGGAAUGAUGUACCAUGCAAUUAUCACCUUACCUAUACCUGCAAGAAAGGAACAGUUGCUUGUGGUCAGCCUCCUGUUGUGGAAAAUGCAAAGACAUUUGGGAAGAUGAAACCUCGUUAUGAGAUCAACUCCCUGAUUAGAUAUCACUGCAAAGAUGGUUUUAUCCAGCGUCAUAUUCCAACCAUCCGGUGUCAAGGGAAUGGAAGAUGGGAUAUGCCUAAAAUUACUUGCAUGAAUCCAUCCACAUACCAAAGGACUUACUCUAAGAAAUACUACUAUAAACAUUCUUCAUCAGGAAAGGGAACAUCGUUAAAUUCAUCAAAACACUAUCACCGCUGGAUCAGGACGUGGCAGGACUCAAGGCGCUGAAAGCUGAAUGGUGAAUGGGGAUUUCCACCAUUUCCGCCAAAGUCAUAACUUUCUGUGCCUUUUCUAUCACUUAUAGGAGUAUUAUAAAAUUGUUUUGAAACUAUGGACUGCGGUAUUCACAGUGCAUUUUGCAAAAAUAUGGUGUUUAUCAGAAAAAAAAUCUAAAAAAGGAGAAGUGUUUAUGGGGAUAAAAGGAAACCAUUUCCAGCCUAUAAAGAUUAUUAGUUUUCUAUAUGCCAUCAGUGUGGACCAUUUUAUGAUAUAUACCAGCCUUCUGCAAUAUUUAAACAGCUCAAUUUUAGCACCAAUGAAAAUGUAAAUAAGAUGAUUUUAAUGUUGUUUAAAUGUGUGUUGUUUUUAAAAUCCUGUAUAUAAAAUGAAAAGUCACACUAAUUUCAGGCAUAUUUAUGGUUAGAAUGGCCUCAGAGGUCUUCAGUCAUUUAUGACAUUGUUUUUAUGUUGUUUACCUAGGCUGGAAAUGGUUGAAAUAACUUCACUGACUGAAAUUUGCUAUUACUGGGUGAAGAUAAACACACAAGUUAUAUGACUUUUUUUUUUUUUUAAUGGGAACUGUGCCAAUCCCCACCCAAGGUACAGUUUAUGUCCAUGUGAUGCAAGGUUUAGACAGAGCACAUAAAAGUGGCAUGAAGCAUGAACUAGGGACUGCAAAGUGGAACUUUUUUUCUGCUCUCCAUUCCAGCUUCACCAUUCAUGAGAAAGAACUGCAUGGAGAAGUUGUGUAUAACAAGGAGAGCCUGUAAAAAUCCAAGUGCUAAUACAUUAACUUUAUCAGCCAGGGCCACUUUUUUGAAAAGAAAUAAAGGAAAAAAAAGAAAAAAAUUUCUUUCAUGACAUUAACCACAAGGUCUAUAUUACAGGUCUCUGCAUUCUAAAAUGGAGGUAGACCUGGUGUUUGGGGGAUUUUUUUUGUAAAAAACAAACAAAAAUCAAAAAAGUAAAUAAUUUUGUAUAUAUAACCAUUUUUUAAUCUUUUUAUAAAGUAAUGAAUGUUUGUGUAUGAAUGCUGCAGCUGUGAAGCGUACAUUAAUAAAUGAAG